AUGAAUGAUAAUUCAAUCAAAAUAAAUGACAACACGUUAAGUAUGGAAAACUGGAUAGAGCAGCAAACGAUAGAGAAUGAUGAAAAUGGGAAAAAAAACCUAAGCGAGAGGAGCAACGAAGCGAAGCAUAACAUCUCGGAAAGCAAAGCACAACAAGACGUAGGUAAAAACAAGGAAGAUUUGAAGAGACAAGAUGAAAACGACAGCGAAAUGGCAAUCAAGAAAGAAAUCAACAAAAUAAAUGAAUGUGCCAAUAGCACCAAUUUGGAUGCAACGAAAGAUUAUACAAUUAUUGUGCCCCCAAGGAAAAAAAUAAGAAACAUGACAAAUGAGGAAGCCAAAGGGGGAAGUCAAAUCGGUGGAAAGGUCAACGGCGAGGAGAGUUUCAUUCCCGCAGGCAAAGGCCACAGUAGUGAACAAGAAUAUAUCACAGAAUCGCUGCAAAGCAGUUCCUUCGAUUUGAAGCAUAAAGAGAAGAAGUUAAAGAAAAAGAGCAUCUGCGAUGGUAGGAUGCCGGAGAACGGCCAAGGGGGGAGAAGUGGAAAAAAUAAAUCAAAUGGAAAAAAUAGACCCAAAGGAAAAAAUGCACAAUAUGAGAAGAUGUAUGACCAGACGGUCGACCAGUCGAGCGAUGAGGGAGGCGCCGAAGACAGCGGCGAAGGGAGCGGCGAAGGGAGUAGCGAAGAGAGCAGCCGCAGAGAGGACGAAUUAAGCAACCCCCUUUCGAAGAGAAAAGGCAAAAAAACGGACAAGCAGAAAAUACUUAACAUGUUAAGGGAAAAAAAGCUAAACAAAACGAAGAAAAUUAACUUUAAAAAGGAAAAGAAUAACAUCAAAAAUGACAAACAGAGAUAUGCCAAGUAUAAGAGAAACAAAGAAAACAUCAAGAUGACCUUCGACGUAACCAGCCGCUUUACUGUCCUAGGUUGCGACUGGGACAAUAUCUCCAGUGUCGACAUUUUCUACCUCUUUGAGUCAUAUUACAAUUUUGAAAAGAGGAAAAAAAAAAACAUAGAUUAUACGAAAAGUAGAGCUGUGAAGAAGGUCACUAUAUACACCUCCAAAUAUGGGGAAAAGAAGCUCAAGCAGGAGAGAAAACAUGGCCCAAAAAUUAAUUUAGACAUCCUAAAGCUGAAGAGGAAAGGUGACGGAGCUGUCUAUAGGCAGAACAACUUUCUAGAUUAUUUUCAGGAUGAAGAGGGUGAUGAGGGGCCGCUGAGCUCAAAUGAGGACAGCGGCAGCGGCAGAAGCCGGGGCACCGAAGAAAGUGUCAAUAAUGACGGCAGUGUCGAGAGUGACGAGAAUGUCGAAAGUGACCAAAGCGCAUACCUGAACAAUAGUGCGGAUCGAGAUGACAGCACAGGCGACGACGAAAGUGGUGACUCGGACAGCAGCGCAGGCGAAGGCGCAAAACGUAAGAAGUCGCCCACGAAGGAGGGCACAAAGGCGAGACCAGAUGGGAGGGACUCUUCCAAGGCCAAACUUAAAAAAAAACGAAAUGAGCAGGCCCUUUUGCACACCAGCCUCAGUGCCGACGAGGAGGAAGAAAAUGAAAAAAUUCGACUGUACCAGAUUCAGCGUUCAAGAUACUAUUUCGCAGUAGUAGAAUGCUAUAAUAAAGAAAUAGUGGAAUUCCUAUAUGAGGAAUUAAACGAUAUGGAUGCAGAUUUCUGCAUCAAUUACUUAGAUCUUAGGAUAAUUGAUGAUAAGUGCUCCCUUGAUGACUAUAAAGUGAAAGAGGUAUGCAAUAAGAUACCUGAUAAUUAUCAAUUUCAUUAUAGCGUGAGCACCGCAUUAAAACAUACGCAUGCAAAGUCAACAUGGGAUGAAAAUCCCAAGAGGAAAAAACUCCUCUCCACGAGGUUUAGUGAAGAAAAGUUAAAAGAACUGGACCUGAAGGAGUAUCUAGCUAAUUCUUCAUCCAGCUAUGAGGAAGAGGAGGAAGAAGAGAACGAGGAGGGGAAAAAUCGGAACAAGGAUAACUCACCAUUUAACAAAAGGGAAAAAUACAACAGGGAACAUUACAGAAAGCUGCUCCUUGGCGAUUGGUUAAACGAAGAUGACAUACAAAGUGCACAAAAGGAAGAGCCAAAUUGGGGAGUGGCUAAAACUAGUGGCAAAGGUACACAUGCAGACGACGUUAACGUUAGCAAAAUGAACCUCUCCAUGUACCUGGACGAAAUGGAGGAAGAUUUUGCAGGCAAGGAGGGAUUGAUCAACUGGUCGAAGGAGGGAAGUUUUGGCUCGAAUAAGAAUGCGGGUGGAAGCAUCACGAACGAGUUAGCUGACAGUUACCAUGAAAAAGGUUGUGAAAAAAAUAAGCAUAAAGCAAAAGGAAGCGGCGCUGCCACUGCGAAGGCGGCGAACGACACUGACGACGAUGACGAUAGCGACAACGAAAACGAAGUUGUACAAGUUUUCAAAAACAUGCUAAAAAAUAAGGACAAGAAGGAAGAAAGGAAAAAUCCUUGGGAAAAGUACCUAGAUAGGGUGAGACAGAAAAAGAAAUUAAAGAAAAAGGCCUAUUUGGAGUCCCUAAAGAAGAAAGAUGAAGAAAUAAAAAAAAUCAUAACGAAAAAAACAAACAAAAGAAAAAAAGAUGUUAUGUUUAAAAGCCACGGAGAAAACCUGCUAGAAAAAGUAAAUGAUGGCCACCUAAUUGAUAGCAGAUUUUCUGACUUGUACAAAAAUAAAGAUUUUAAUUUGGACAUCACGAACCCGAACUUUAAGAAGACCAAAUUUAAUGAAGACAUCCUUCAGAAGAUGAAGUUAUAA
This is a messenger RNA of Plasmodium inui San Antonio 1, 2775 nucleotides long. RefSeq lists its product as hypothetical. NCBI's taxonomy places the organism in Eukaryota, Apicomplexa, Aconoidasida, Haemosporida, Plasmodiidae. The record is from RefSeq and is a predicted model, not a curated record. Gene Ontology annotation, cellular component: nucleus. The coding region runs from base 1 to 2775 and encodes 924 amino acids. Gene Ontology annotation, biological process: rRNA processing. Gene Ontology annotation, molecular function: RNA binding. The transcript has a single exon.